AUGCUAGUUUUAAAAUAUUUAAUCAGCUGAGUUCAGAGUGAGAAAUUCAAGCAGUCUUUCGUAUAAUCCCCAGCGCGACGGUAUUCGCGGAUAAGCUAACGGGCUUGCACAAAAUAACUGAACAAAUUUAAGAAUGAAAACUAUAAAAGCAGUGCUGCUAUCAUUGUCAUGCAUGGGCAUAGCUAGAGCAGAUAUACCUGGAUGUGAUUACUUCGAUACAGUUGACUUGUCCACGAGCACAAAGUUUCCAAAUGGCUCCUACUUGUUUGAACAUAUGCUCAUCCCUUCAGAGCUAACUGCAGAAUAUGACUACGAGAUUCUUUCGGAUGGGGAUACAAGUUCAGUACCAAACCAUGUGAGAGGUUGUGCCUGCAGGCUGCGAAGCUGUGUGCGAUUCUGUUGCCAUAGAAACCUCAGGCUUGUGGAUGGCGAACGCAAAUGCAGUGGAGAUAUUAAGGCAGCGACUGACUUUGAUCCGUUUAUUAAUGUAACCCAAGCUGAUGGCCAAAUGGUGAGAAAGCAUGUGCUGGAUGAGUUUGUUGUGCAGGAAAGUUUGCCAGUGCCUUGCUCAGCGCAUUUCUAUCUAGAUAAUCUGAAUAAUAAAGAUAAUGACUGGACUUUAUUUGAGAAUGGAUCCCUACUACGACACAUUGACAAUCGCAUGUUGUCCAAGCAGGAUUACUGUCUACAGCCGCAUACGAUAGAAACACCCAGUGAGGAGAUGCAAGUUAUGCUAGUGCCACACAAUUGCAUGCAACAACCGAAAGGCCUAUGGGGCAAAACAAUAUUGUGUUGCUUUACAUUGAUUGGACUGGUUUUAACCUCCGUCGUAUAUCUGUCUCUACCAAAACUACGAAACCUGCAUGGUUAUUGUCUGACAUGCUAUUUAUUUUGUCUGCUAGUCGCUUAUUCUGCAGUGCUCUUGGAUAUGUGGAAGAUGAUGGAAAAUAAUUGCAAGCUCAAUGGUUAUGUGGGAUACUUUGCAGUAAUGUCGGGAUUUCUUUGGCUGACAGUCGUUAGCUUUGACUUGUGGAACAGUUUCUGUGAUAGAAGCUUCAACGUUCAUACACUAGGAUUUAAGUUUAGAAUCUAUAGCAUCUAUGCUUGGGGCAUCGCAUCGCUGUUUACUAUAAUUGUCGUCAUCAUGGAUAAUGUUUUGGAUAAAAAUAAUGAGCAACACUUGCAGUACUUACCUGGAUCAGGACUUUAUAGUUGUUGGAUAAAAACUGAGGAUUGGUCUGCAAUGAUAUAUUUCUAUGGACCCAUGUCACUACAAAUCAUUUUUAAUGUAACGAUGUUUAUUUUGACGGCAGUACGAAUUGUGGGAGUAAGGAAGGAGAUACGAAGCUUUGCACUGCGUCAGGAGCGUCAACAAAAACUCAACUCUGAUAAACAGACUUAUGGCUUGUUUGUGCGCCUCUUUGUUGUCAUGGGUGUUACGUGGACCUUUGAGAUAUUCUCAUAUUUAUCUCAAAACUAUGGAGUUCUGUCCAAAAUAUUUAAUUUCUUCGAUUAUAUAAAUUUUUCCCAAGGAAUUAUUAUAUUCGUUAUGUUUGUACUCAAGCGCAGUGUCUUGAAACUAAUCUCAGAUCGAAUUCGUCAAAGGAAAAUUAAUAAGCAAGAUCCGUGGUCGAAGACGGUAUAUACAUCGGCUAGUAGUCGUUAUAGCAGCCGUAAAGAUAUAAAGUCAUUGCGAGUGGUGAAUAAUAAGUAUUUAUCCAAUGCUAACGAGACUCAUUCUGAUUGCUCUGCCAAUUCCGAGCUUUGAACCGAAUAUGUACGAACCGAACCGAAUAUGCAUUAAUAUUGCGGCUUAAGCUCGAAUUAGCAGCAAUAAAAUAAAAUUAAUUUAUAUUGCUGUUGAUUGGAGCAACAAAGCGCAACUGCGAUUUAAGAGAAAUGCCAUAUAAUAUUUAUUAUUCCACGAAUUUAUAACUUAAACAAAUUACUAUUUGUAUUUAUCUAUUUAAGCUGAUUAAAAACUGCAGAAUAAAACAAAACACGU
Molecule: messenger RNA, 2005 nt
Organism: Drosophila busckii
Lineage: Eukaryota; Metazoa; Arthropoda; Insecta; Diptera; Drosophilidae
Product: G-protein coupled receptor Mth-like
Exons: 9
Coding region: 134-1768 (544 amino acids)
Biological process (GO): cell surface receptor signaling pathway
Cellular component (GO): membrane
Molecular function (GO): G protein-coupled receptor activity
Source: RefSeq, a predicted model, not a curated record